AUGUUGGGGAAGAAGAUGGUGUCGUUCAGGAAACUGGCGAGGAAAGUGAAGGUGAUCAGCAGCAUCAGGGGCGGCAAUUAUUACGGCGGCGAGUACGAUCUGCCGCCGUCGACGACGCCGCCGCCGCAGUACGAGUGCCUGUUGGGGGAACUGGAGUCGGAAAUGGCGACGACGCCGACGGGUUACUUCGCGGUGUACGUAGGUGAAGAGAAGGAGAGGUUCGCGGUGCCGACCGGGUUCUUGAGCCACCCUCUGUUCAAGAUGCUGAUGGAGAAAGCGUACAGCGACCAGCAGUGCCUGGACAGGCUCGUCAUUCCGUGUACCGUCGCCACGUUUCAGGAGGUUGUAGCCGCUGUGCAGUGCUGUAACGGCAGGUUUGAUCUGGGGAAUUUGGUGGAGGAGUUGUUGUAG
This is a messenger RNA of Linum tenue, 411 nucleotides long. Lineage: Eukaryota; Viridiplantae; Streptophyta; Magnoliopsida; Malpighiales; Linaceae. The record is from the annotation of a GenBank genome assembly.